Messenger RNA from Dovyalis caffra, 854 nucleotides. NCBI's taxonomy places the organism in Eukaryota, Viridiplantae, Streptophyta, Magnoliopsida, Malpighiales, Salicaceae. The record is from the annotation of a GenBank genome assembly.
AUGGCUUCUGAUCUUAAGAAGAGCCUAACCAAAGAAUACAUUGGCAUGGAGUUGUGGGUAAUAAUAAUCGUCUGUCUGGGAGUGGUUUGUGUAUUUGUCCUGGUUGUUUCACUGUGGCUAUCUUUUAGAAAGAAAUCGAGAAGAGCAAAUAACAUGCUUCCUAUUAGACAAAUACCUAAGGUUUCAGAGGAGAUUAAAGAGAUUGGUGUUGAUCAAAAUUCAGCAAAUAAUGAUGGUUUCCUCAUGUUUAAUGACAAAUUCAGUGACAAAGAAUCAGAGAAAGUAUUGAUCCAGCUAGAAAAUGGUGAUGAUAGCAGCCAAUCAGGCUCCUUUAAUCAUGUUGAGAAAGAUGGUGUUGGGUCUCAAUCAGGAGAAGAGGGAGGCACUAAGGUAGCUUCUGCUAGCAGGCCUUCUUCACAUCUUUUGACUGCUCCUUCACCUCUGUCUGGCCUGCCUGAAUUUUCACAGUUGGGAUGGGGCCAUUGGUUUACCCUCAGAGAUCUGCAAGUUGCAACAAACCGAUUUUCCAAGGAUAAUAUUAUUGGUGAUGGUGGAUAUGGAGUUGUCUAUCAGGGUCAUUUGGUUAAUGGGACUCCUGUGGCUGUUAAGAAGCUCCUUAACAAUCCAGGACAAGCUGAUAAAGAUUUUAGAGUUGAAGUGGAGGCUAUUGGUCAUGUGCGGCAUAAAAACCUAGUUCGACUUCUGGGGUAUUGCAUGGAAGGAACCCAAAGGAUGUUGGUAUAUGAGUAUGUUAACAACGGCAAUUUAGAGCAAUGGCUACAUGGAGGUAUGCGUCAACAUGGGUAUCUUACUUGGGAGGCUCGCAUGAAAAUUCUCCUUGGCACUGCUAAGGC